AUGACACAAAAAUUAAUUUUGAGUGAAAAGUUCGAGAUUAAGGCUUUAUUAGAAAUUGGCUGGAAACAAAAAAAAAUUGCAAAAAAGUUCUUGAUAAGCCAAUCGACAGUUUUCAAAAUAAAGAAAAAAACUAAUGAAACAGAACAAUUAGAAAGAAAAUCUGGUUCUAGUAGGCUUCAUUAA
Vairimorpha ceranae is the source of this 183-nucleotide messenger RNA. RefSeq lists its product as hypothetical. The coding region runs from base 1 to 183 and encodes 60 amino acids. The record is from RefSeq and is a predicted model, not a curated record. NCBI's taxonomy places the organism in Eukaryota, Fungi, Microsporidia, Nosematidae. The transcript has a single exon.